AUCGAUGAGAAAGCUCAGCGUCUUAAAUGCGAAUUCAAUUCUCGUUGUUCCUUCGUCGCUGCAAUAAAUUCCACUCCAAUGAGCGAGCGAGCAAGUGCCAGACGAAGUAAUGGCACCCGACGAGAGCAGAGAUGAGGUAAAGAUACAUCAAUAAAGAAAAGGGUUCAAUCAAAAGCGACGCCUUUAAAGCAAGCAAGGGGACGCGAUCCGAUAGAUUGGCCCCUCCAAAUUGGCACGCGAAGGUGCCGGUGGCGGUGGUGGUGGUGGACAACUGCGCACUAGUUGCUAUAAAGUCAGAGCAGGCCAGAGGCAGCUUUCUCUUCUCGCGUCUCCUCGCCGCCGGUGUCUGUUCUCGAGGGCUUUAUAGCGAGCCGAUGAUGCCCGCGGAAGGGGUCAGCCCAGGUAACGUGGCCGUGUACAACGCGGGCAGCAAGCUGAAGGCCGUGGACAGGAGACUGAAGGCGGCAGAGCUUGCCCUGAGAUGUGCGAUUUGUGGUUUUGGGGUUCUGGCUGCUGCCCUGAUAGGGUCCAACACCCAGGUCAGGGAGUUCUUCUCGGUGGAGAAGAAGGCCAAAUUCACCGACAUGAAAGCUCUUGUGUUCUUGGUGGCAGUUAAUGGAAUGGCCGCCGGCUAUAGCCUGAUCCAGGGAGCGAGGUGUGCGUCGAGCAUGGUCAAGGGAGCUGUCCUCUUGAACAAGGCCCUGGCUUUGGCCAUCUUCUCUUUCGAUCAGGCAAUGGCAUAUCUGGCCUUGGCCGCGGUCGCCUCGGCGGCGCAAUCGGCAGAGCUCGGGAAAUUCGGGCAGCCGGAACUGCAAUGGAUGAAGAUAUGCAGCCUUUACGGGAGGUUCUGCAGCAGGGUAGGGGAGGGCAUUGCGAGUGCCCUCCUGGCCUGCCUCUGCAUGGUCACCGUUUCCUCCAUGUCUGCCUUCAACCUGUUUCGCUUGUAUGGAAAAUCCAAAGGCGGCAAGAACAGCAACACAAGUUGGUAAAUGCAUGCGUUGCUCUCGAUGUCUCCGUCGAACUUCGUCUCUGUGUCGACAAUCUCUAGGUUUUGUACGUAAUCUUUUCUGUCAAUUUCUGGAACAAAUGUUUGAACUCUUGUUUGUUUGUUUGUCGCUUAUAUGUUUAAUGCAAGGUUGGUAGCUGACUUAA
Zingiber officinale is the source of this 1152-nucleotide messenger RNA. Its product is annotated as CASP-like protein 2B1. Lineage: Eukaryota; Viridiplantae; Streptophyta; Magnoliopsida; Zingiberales; Zingiberaceae. The transcript is spliced from 3 exons. The coding region runs from base 375 to 989 and encodes 204 amino acids. The record is from RefSeq and is a predicted model, not a curated record.